CGUUACGGUUGUUCAAAACGGCUAAUGAAAACAGAAUGCAUCUUUUCCGCUCGCAUUCAAUCAUUCUUUUCUCUCGGAUUUUCUAGAGAUUUCACAUGGUAUCAGAGCCUUUUAUGGUUCAUUACAUCUUGAUCUCUUAAUCGUUCACUUUCGACCUUAGCCUUCUUCACUGUUUCCUCCAUGGCGGCUCCUCCUCCUAAGGUUCUUGAUACGUCAAAUCGUUACUUCCUUACCAGAGGUGAUAGCUUUGGAAUUCCUCUCGUUCUGAUCAAAUUGGACGGUUCCAAUUAUCAUUCUUGGUCUUGUGAUGUUUCCACAACCCUUGGCUCGAAGAACAAGCUUCACUUCAUUAAUGACACUCUUCCUCGUCCCCCUCCUGGUUUUGCCAUGUUUGGCCAUUGGGAUCGCUGUAAUUCCAUUGUCAUGUCAUGGCUUGUUCACUCUCUUGAUGCUAGUAUUGCUCCGAGUGCUCAUUGGAUGGACACCGCAAUUGAGAUCUGGAAUACUUUGCGAAAACGUUACUACCAGGGAGACUUCUUUCGCAUUUCUGAUAUCCAAGAAGAGAUCAACGCUCUUCGUCAAGGUUCGCUCAAUAUCACCGCUUAUUUCACUCAAUUGCAAACUCUUUGGCAAGAAUUGGACCAAUUUCGUCCUCUACCUUCAUGUUCUUGCGAGAUCAAGUUUCUUGCAAUUAUGUUCCUACUAUAUGUUCUUAUCGCGAUGGUGAUUGUGUCCUUCCUUUUCUUAAAGGACUCAAUGAACAAUGAACAAUACUCUGUUGUUCGUUCUCAAAUCAUGAUGAUGCAGUCAAUACUAGAUCUUGAUCAUGUUUUCUCACUUCUGAUCUAACAAGAGCCUCAAUUUGGUGUACCUGUUGAUGAUCCUCAUACUUUGGCUUAUUUUCCUUCCUCGACACGAGGACGUGGUGGUUUUGGUGUUCGAUCUCAGUCCUCCUCCAUUUCUGGUAGGGGUCGCGGUCGUGGCCGAAGUUCUAAAGUGUGUACUCAUUAUGAUCACCCUGGUCACACUAUUGAAACUUGCUAUAAGAAACAUGGAUAUCCACCUCAUAUGCAGAAUUCUCAUUCUGCUCAUAAUGUUCAAUCACUCAAAAAUAUUGAUGAAGGUGAUGAUACUGCUACUGUCCUUUCUCAGCAAGGAGUGCCUUCUGCUCCAACUAUGACUCUGACUCCUGAGCAACAUCAAGCCUUAAUGGCUCUUUUACAACAAUCAAAUUUGAAUGGUACCACGGUUAAUCACAUUUCUACUUCUCUUGUGAACAAAUCCUCAGAUUCUGGAUUCAAGUUCCAUGAGGAUGAUUGGUGUAGUUGAAGUUCAACACGGUCUUUACACAAUGAAGUCUUGUCCCAAAACCAUUUUACACGGUGUAAACAAUUUUUUUUCUUACAAGAAUAAUCUUUGGCAUUUUAGAUUUGGCCAUCUCUCAUGAUAAACUUUGUACUUUGAAACAGUUGUACCCUUUUAUUGAAUGUGAUAAAACUAAUUUGCCU
Molecule: messenger RNA, 1508 nt
Organism: Cajanus cajan (pigeon pea)
Lineage: Eukaryota; Viridiplantae; Streptophyta; Magnoliopsida; Fabales; Fabaceae
Source: RefSeq, a predicted model, not a curated record